Pecten maximus is the source of this 695-nucleotide messenger RNA. Its product is annotated as lipoxygenase homology domain-containing protein 1-like. The coding region runs from base 156 to 695 and encodes 179 amino acids. Gene Ontology annotation, molecular function: protein binding. The transcript is spliced from 3 exons. The record is from RefSeq and is a predicted model, not a curated record. NCBI's taxonomy places the organism in Eukaryota, Metazoa, Mollusca, Bivalvia, Pectinida, Pectinidae.
CCUGGUUGUUUGGCCGUCACAGCGAUACCAACGAUACAGACAAGUGCAAAGAGUGUGCUUCAUCUGUAAAGUCUGACGUCAAGAAUGGACAAAACAACUUUUCAAAAUCAGCUGAACAAAGUGAUCAGUGUGUGUACAGGAUUUCUGUGACGACGAUGGACAGGAAAGGCCCAGGGACUGAUUCCAGUGUAAUAUGUAUCCUGUUUAACGAUGCCGGCCAAUCGUCCAAUCAGAUUGUUUUAGAUGCAUUUCUGAAAAAUGAUUUUGAAAGAGGCAAGACGGAUGAAUUUCAGAUAACUUCCAGUUUUCUAGAACAAGUAGACACGAUAGAAGUAUGGCAAGAGUAUGAGCCGUUCUCGACAAAUGAAUGGUUUGUAGAAGUUAUAAAGGUGUUCUGCGAGCCAUCUAACAAGACGUUUGUGUUCCCGUUUCUACGUUGGAUAAAGGGGAAUUGUCAUUAUAAAAUUCGCCAUCUUGACACGUCACUUCCGAAAGAUGACCCUAACAAGGAACAGCGUCGUAUGGAGCUAAAUGAAGAAAAAGCGAAUUACCAAAUGGAGGUCAAGAUUCCAGGACUUCCGAUACAGGUAGUAACUGACCCUGAAAAUGGAGGUCAAGAUUCCAGGACUUCCGGUACAGGUAGUAACUGGCCCUCCAAACGGAGGUUAAUAUUCCAGGGCUUCAGAUACAGGUAG